Messenger RNA from Ipomoea triloba (trilobed morning glory), 462 nucleotides. Its product is annotated as polygalacturonase-1 non-catalytic subunit beta-like. The record is from RefSeq and is a predicted model, not a curated record. NCBI's taxonomy places the organism in Eukaryota, Viridiplantae, Streptophyta, Magnoliopsida, Solanales, Convolvulaceae. Bases 1 to 462 code for a protein of 153 amino acids. The transcript has a single exon.
AUGAGCCUUCGCCAUUGUGAUGCUCCCGCGGUGAAGGGAGAGAGGCGUAGCUGUCUAAAAACCCUGGAGGACAUAAUUGAGUUCUCGAGGGAAAGUUUAGGCCGCAAACAUCUGGUGGCUUUGGCAUCAGAGAAUACAAAAGGCCUGGGGAAUCAAGUGGUCAUGGUUAGGAAUUUUACUAAACCUUACAAGACCGAAAAGAUUGUUGCCUGCCAUGAGUUGUUCUUCCCCUUUUCCACCUAUUAUUGCCAUAAGUUAUCAUUAGUAGAAGUCUAUGCUGUGGAUGUUAUUAAUCCAAAGAAGAGAGGUGGAAUUGAUAAGCUCUUCGCAAUUUGUCAUAUGGAUACUUCGCCAUGGACACCAACUCAUGUCGCCUUCAAACUACUCAAGACAUCUCCUGGGAAAGGAGAAGUGUGUCAUUGGAUUGACGAAAUGGACCUACUUUGGGUUGGUUAUGACUAG